GUCUGCUCUGUAGAGGAGAGAGAUCAUUCAGUCUAAUCGUCGCAUCCCCGGUCUUCCCUAUCUACGGAGUAGUUAGACCGUUCACUUCCUCUCCCCAUCGGUCGCGUUGUGAGCUUGUCAUCGUCGUCGUUGUCGUUGUUCCUCCCACUCCCCCCUCCCCUCUCUCCUCUUUCCCGCCUCCACGCACCCACUUUUCGCCUUCUUUCCUCUCCAUCCGUGAUUUCGUGAAUUACUGCAUUUCACCGUGAUCAGUUCCAGAACACACCGUUGGUCUCCAAUGCGGUGCCCGUCAUGUCGCUCAAUGGGCUCGAUCAUCCCACCGUCAUCGAAGCCUACCAAACGGCUCUGACCGAGGCCGGCGGAUGGUUUCUGCUUCGGUAUGUAUCAAGGGAUGAGGUAGCUCUACUGGAGCGAGGCACAGGUGGGGUUCCGGACGUGCGCAAUGCAAUCGAAGGCUAUGAAGAGACGUCACCGCUCUAUGGCUUUCUCCAGUACCGCCGGCGAAAGGUCGUGCUCAGCUAUUUGCCCGAUGGCAUGUCUCGGCUUGUUCAAGCUCGAACGACUGUACAAUUUCAGUCUAUAUUAGACAAUUUCGCCCCGCAUGAUACGGUCUUCUCCGUGACGCAGCCAUCGGACCUCACUGAAAGUGCCUUGUCAUCCGCAUGUUUGCUACAUACGGCUUCCGGCUCGAUUACCUCCUCGUGCAGCUCCCUUCGCCGUCGCAAACUCGUGGAGAUUGCAGAAGAUUCGGAAGAACAGCCUGUAGACAAGGACACGCCACCAGCAAUACCACCGAUGAGCGAAAUGCGACAAAGAUCCUACAGUCAGGCUUCCGAAGCCACAGUGGUUCCUCCUUCCGUGGUAUCUAGUGUACAGCAGUCCCCCAUUGGUCCUGAGUCGAGUGUAACAACUCUGGAAAGUGUUCCGGGUAGGGAUCGGGCCUCUUCCGUAGCCACCUCGGAACGUGCACAUUCACAUAGAAACUUCCAGGAGGACGUGGCUCCAGCCGCUUCGGAACCUCGCAGGUCGUCUCAGUCGACUCGGCCGUCCAUAAAGGAGAUUGAGCGUGCAGCUGGAUACAUACCCAAAGCAAAGCUGGGCCCACGGCCGUCAUUGGAUGGAAGUGGACGGCCUCGCACGGCAGGCAAUCUGUCCCGCUCUGCUGACAAGAGGCCGGUAGCCUCAUUGCCAGCUGGUGUGCGGUCGUCCUCCUUGCGCAAGGCUAACCCGAGUCCUUCUCGACCUCAGUCCCAAGGGGGCAGCAGCACACCCGCAGCUAUCAGAGUGCCUAGCUUACCACCGUUGCUGGUGCCUCCAUUGUCAGCACCAAUAUCUAGACCUAAACUUUCUCCGGGCGCCAAGUCUCUGAGUGCGCUGUCAUCGGGUGCAUCGCAAGAGAGAGAACGGUUGAUGAAAGCACUUCAGUUGCGGAAAACUCAAUUGGCGAAGAAAGCAAGGGAAGAGAAGAAGAACGAAGUUUCCGAAGAAAAGGGGUCGAUCAGAUUGGAUCCGACCGAAAAUAAGGAGAAUACCAAUUGCCAGGUCCCUGAGGAACCCAAACACCAGGAUAAACCGGUACCCGUUUCGGAACCCGGCAACAACCCCCCAUCUGAAACCGAGGGAACCAUGACUCCGGGGGGACUACAAAAGGAGGGAGGAAGCCCUGCAGUCUCCAGUCUAACGAAAUCUGAGUUGGCUAUGCCGCAGGCUGAUACGGUGACCCCUAAUCUUCUUCCAGCAUCGAGUGACGGCAGCCAGAUUGCGGCGACUACUGAAUCCUGGCAGUCCGCCUCCACCCUGUCGGAAUCUGAAACACACACUUGGAAAGGGGCCUUGGCUACCGACGACGACGGGGAGACUACGGGUGGCCCCUGCACGUCUAGUGCCGUAAUCCACGGCCCACCAGAGAACGAUUCUGGAAAAGCUCCGAAGGAAGAAAUUGUUGACCCCUCGCCACCCCAAACGGACGACGACUCUCUUGUUCCUGGUGAACAAGAGGUCAAUUUGACAUCAGGUCUAAUUCAGGCCCCUCAGUCCAAAUCAAUUCCUCGGCCCGAUUCUCCCUCUUUCAUUUCACGCCCAACUCCCUCCCCCGACUCGCCGUCGAUCCCCGUGCCUCAUUCUCCCGAGCCGCAGCAUGACCUGACCCCUGAAUCCUCGAGUGUGGAGCGACAGCAUAGUACUACUCGAAAGGAGAAACGCAAACCUUACCUUGAACCCAUUCAAGUACCUACUCCAGACUACUCUGAUGACGAGAACCUUCUCUCUGACGAUUCUUUCAUGGAAGAAUUAAAAAGUGCCACCGUGGAAGAGGCCAAGCCGAUCUCGGUUGGCAUCUCACCCCUCUCCCCCGGAUACUCGAAUACAAGCAACGGCAACACCUCGCCCGACGCGUGGAGGAACUCCCGUGCCGUCUCAAAUCCAAGCGCCAUUGGACACCAACCUCCCGAAAUGCAGGCACUAGCCAUGGGUCGGUCGGUGUCGACCUCGUACGCCGAUGCGGGGGACAGCAACAGUCCCGUCCUGGUGGCCAAGAAGAUCAAUGUAUCGUCUGGCAUCUCCAAACGCAUCAAGGCAUUGGAGAAAUUCUCCAACACCCGUGAAACCACCUCUACCGCAGGCCAAACCCUGGCCGCUCCUUCGUUCGAGACUCUGCGUAAGGGCUAUUCGGAGGCCUCGACGAUAACGAGACCCGUGUCCUUCUACCCCGAAUCUUUCUCUCGCACAACCAGCCUGCGGCGUCCUGUAUCUCAGGCCGGUCCUGGUCUCACGCGUAGCGCAAGUUCGGUUUCCGUGACCACUCGCAUUGUUCGUGAACGUCCUUCCACAGGAAUCGAGGCGCCUGCCGAUCCCUCCGAGCAAGGUUCCCUCGACCUCCAGGCUAGUCCCUUGAUCGUUGAGCAUAACACAAUUCUUGAUUUUCCGAUUCCUCCAAGUCGCUCUACCGAGCCGACGAUUACACCACCGGAGGAGCCCAAUGUCCCCGCUACCUCCGAAGGAUCAGUACAACAGCCCUCCGCUACGCCAAUUUCUCGAUCCGAAAGCAAAAAGUCUCAUUCCUCAAUCUUAAAUAUUGAGGAAGCAGUCGACGAGACGCCGCUGACUGACAUUCCCUCUUCUCCUGACGAGAAGAAGACUUCCCGCACCUCUCGUCUCCUCCGCCGAAUGUCUUCUAUCACAUCCAAUUCCCGGAAGAGUGUCAUGGCUGCUCUCAGUCCAGCAGUCAAGGAGGAGACUCCUUCUCAAGAGAAGCCGGCAGUGGCCGGUGAUGCGCCCCAGGCGAUUGAUAUUGGCGAGGUCAAUGUUCAAUUCCCGGAUACUCUGCUAUGGAAGCGUCGCUUCAUCCGCAUCGAUGACCAGGGAUACUUGGUAUUGACCCCUGGAAAUCUUGACUCCAGCAAUCGCAACCUGGUUAAACGGUACCAUUUGACCGAAUUCCGGACACCUUGUCUCCCAGAUGAGGAUCGACAGGAGCUUCCCAACAGCAUUCUCUUGGACUUCAAUGACGGGAGCACUCUUCAAUGUGCCUGUGAAUCAAGAAAUGGCCAGUCUAUCGUUCUUCGAACACUGGUUGAUGCUCACCGGAACUAUGGUCAAACCCUUGCUCAAUAGUCCUCUGCGUUCAUGCUAUAGAACACUCGCAUCUUUUCUCAUCACUCAACAUGCAUACUCCUGCGCCAUCUUUCUAUAUCUUGUUACCCGGUGUUUUCAGCGGUAUACCCCUCUAAAAUGGACCAUUUUGAUAACCAGCUGUUUUUCAGUAUCUGUAUCAAUUUCUUUGAUUUCUGCACUUCCUACAUCUCCCUUGGAACCUUCUUAUGGUCACCUGGCAGUGGGACGAAGCAACAUUUCAAUGUGGGCAUAGACCCUUCGUCUUGAUUUGGGUUUCAUUCUGA
Aspergillus saccharolyticus JOP 1030-1 is the source of this 3896-nucleotide messenger RNA. RefSeq names its product putative GPI-anchored cell surface glycoprotein. Bases 292 to 3612 code for a protein of 1106 amino acids. NCBI's taxonomy places the organism in Eukaryota, Fungi, Ascomycota, Eurotiomycetes, Eurotiales, Aspergillaceae. The record is from RefSeq and is a predicted model, not a curated record. The transcript is spliced from 4 exons.